This is a messenger RNA of Marmota monax (woodchuck), 226 nucleotides long. RefSeq names its product DNA-directed RNA polymerases I, II, and III subunit RPABC4-like. The transcript has a single exon. Gene Ontology annotation, cellular component: RNA polymerase I complex; RNA polymerase II, core complex; RNA polymerase III complex. Gene Ontology annotation, molecular function: DNA-directed RNA polymerase activity; DNA binding; zinc ion binding. The record is from RefSeq and is a predicted model, not a curated record. NCBI's taxonomy places the organism in Eukaryota, Metazoa, Chordata, Mammalia, Rodentia, Sciuridae. Gene Ontology annotation, biological process: DNA-templated transcription. The coding region runs from base 17 to 193 and encodes 58 amino acids.
UGUGUGCUGUGUAGGAAUGGACACUCAGAAGGAUGUUCAACCCCCAAAGCAGCAGCCAAUGAUAUAUAUCUGUGGAGAAUGUCACACAGAAAAUGAAAUAAAAUCCAGGGAUCCAAUCAGAUGCAGAGAAUGUGGAUACAAAAUAAUGUACAAGAAAAGAACCAAAAGAUUGGUGGUUUUUGAUGCCCAAUGAAACAUUGGAACUCAGAGGAGUGUCUUCCUUUGU